This is a messenger RNA of Ustilago hordei, 1605 nucleotides long. RefSeq lists its product as uncharacterized. The transcript has a single exon. Lineage: Eukaryota; Fungi; Basidiomycota; Ustilaginomycetes; Ustilaginales; Ustilaginaceae. Bases 1 to 1605 code for a protein of 534 amino acids. The record is from RefSeq and is a predicted model, not a curated record.
AUGAGCGGAAAGGGGACGAGCUCGCGCGGUCGAUCAAGUAGCAGCAAUGCGCGUCCAUCCGAUAUGGCAGGUCCAUCCAGCCAUCGCUUCGCAGAGCGUAGGCAGGAACGUAUGCGAGGAGCAGGAACAGCAGUUGCUAUGCAGAGAGACUUUGCAUUCAAGUUACCUCCCAAGAGAUCCGGUCCAUCUGCUGCAGUGACAGCGUCAACAUCCAGACAAGCAGAUGCAUCGAUUUCGGUCGACUCGACAGGUGCAACACGCAAACGAGGUCGACCACGAGGUUCAGGGCCUCGUCAGAGAGAGAGGGCGGCAGCAGAAACAGCGGCAGCAACAGCAGCAGCGGCAGCAGCAGAAGAGUCCUUCGACAGUCCCGCAGGUUAUGGCGCUUACUCACUGCCCAUUGACGAGAACAUCGAUCCAGCACUUCUGUCUCAGCAUUUGGAUGCAUCGAGUAGUAUCGGUGUAGCAAGGCGGGUCGCUCGGCCAGAUGCCGGUCCAAUGGCGAGUACACCCGCGGCGUCACGGAUCAUUCAGAAGCAACUACGCGUAUCGUCUUCCACCCUCAGAGCUCCUUCUAGUGCCGGACAAGGUUAUGCAGAUGGUCGGGAUGAGGACUUUGGAAGUCAGAUUGGUGAUGUGGAUGACAACUCCCGCGAUGAUUCUAACUCGAGCGGAGGAGCAGGUGUUGGCAUGAUGGAUGCUUCGCCAGGCUGGAACGACAACUACGGGCAGAUGGACGAGUCUUUGCCAAUGAUUCCGAGUCCUGUUGCGUCGUCUUCUCAUGUCGAUGCUUCGGUUCGUCGUAUGCGUCCGAGCAUAGGAGGCACCAGUGUUUCUCGACUGAGCAUAGCGGGCAGCACCCACGGCGAUUCACCAGCAGCACGUGCAGCACAGCGAAACCUGCAAUCACGGCAACAACGUCGACAAGGCAGUCCUGGCUCAGAGACACAGAAGCGACGGGGUCGACCGCCCAAAGCAGCUGGUGCGCAGCCAUCGAGACGUCGCGCACUUAUGCAAGAGCCUUCCGAAUACGACGAGACAGUCAUGGAUCAGACCAUGGUCGAGCGUCAACGUGGCACCGCACCCUCCAACUCGGGCCCAACACGCGGCAAAGAUCUGCAAAGGCGACUCAAACGAGCUCUUACUCUCGUCUUCUCCGCCGACUCCGCUGCCGCUGACGAGGAAGAGGGCGAUGACUCAACACGACCAUCCAAAAGACGCAAGUCGGCGAAAUACCUCAACGAUGUCGACAUCAUCUGGUCCAUCGUCGAUGAAGAACUUCGUUCUGCGAUCGAGGAGCAACCUGCCAAAGCGCCUUUCCUCGCACUCAAAGCAUUACGAAAGUCGGUCAGAGCCAACUUUCUGAACCUCAGCGAGAAGACAGAUACUCGAACAACGCUCAUUUCGCAACUGGUAAGGGCGAGGAAGCAGAAGAGGCUACUGAGGAAAGACGUGUUUGCAAAGAGAAGUGAGUUGGCAAAGUCAACAGUCGAGUGCAAAGAGAGGGAAAAAGAGGUGGAGGGUUGGAAGAAGGAGGUCAAGGAUGUGAGGAAGGUGAAUGCCUUCUUGCUUAACCUGCGCGAGAUCGCUGCUGCUUGGACCUGA